AUGGGUGACGAGGAGCCUCUGCAAGAGGCUGACCCCAGUCUGUCGUGGCAGGAUUUACCUGAAUGUGUCAAGAAGGCUCUUGAUCAGGAGUCGCGACAGCCUUCUCCCGAGAUUUUGUCGAACUUGUUUUCGGAUGAUUCAGACAUCAAAGAUUUUGUGGAAUCACUGGGACUUACAAUGGGCUCGACUGAAUGGUUCAGUGCAUGCGAGAUUCUUGAAAAGGUCUGUGCUGAUGUAUCACAGGCUGCAGAUCGCGUCGUGAGGACUAGAGCUGUGCAAGGUCAGCUGGCGCAAACGUCCUCAUCGAUUUCAGCUGGGCCUCAGCAGCAGCUUGAAGUAAGCACUGGAUGGCUUCAGACAAGGGCCGGUGCAAAGAGAUCUCUUACAUCGUGGCCGUGUAGGUUGGCCAAGAAACUUGCCCUGGCUAAGCACGAUCGUGCGAGGGCCGAUGCUGAGGCUGCAGAGCUCCGACGCUGGAGGCGGGCUUUAGCGAAGGAGCUGAAAAGGGCUUGUAUGCCGGUAUGCUCAAUGGCAGGUUACGCUCUUGAUAGCCAGGCUGGUGCCUGGCUUUUGCAUAGUGAUUGGCUGGCUGCCGGAUAUGAGAUCUGGGCUUCUGAUGGAUUUGCCUUCUCCAGAGAUUAUCUGGUGCCUCGGCCUACCAAGGGACUGACUUCCUGCCUGCCAGUCAUGGCGAGCUAUGUGGAUAUGUCAACGAUGUCCAAGCAGCUCCUGUGGGAGCUAAAGCGGCCGGAGCUGACCGAGGCUGGGAGUGUGCGUCAUACUGAUGUUGCGCUUUUCGAGGAUCCGAGUCUUGAUGAUUUGUUUCAGGCGCUACAGAGGGCCGGUGUCGAGAGCUCGGUGCGCGACAGGGCUCUUGACCUCUUGCGGCCGUUGGAGGGCUGGGUCGAGUUUCGGGCCCAACAUCUCGCUGAAAGCAGCGGGAACGGCGUCAAGCCUGGUGAUCUUGUGAUGCCUGCCAGUACUCCUGAGGGACAGCAAGCAGCACAGGCGGACGCUUCGGGAUCGGAGGACUUCUCCUCCAGCACCUCCGAUGAGGCACAGACCUCAGGAGAGAGCUCGAGCGAGGUCGAUCGUGCUCAUAUUGAGAGUGCUACUGCUGCUUGCAAGUGUACGUCAAGGGAUCAUGCAUCCACUUGCAAGUGUACGCCAAAGGAUUGUGAUCUCGAGCUGGGAAAGGAACGAUCAGGCCUCAUGGAGCCGGAGCCUGCUUCAGAGCCGUCUGCUGAGCUUCACGAGAGGGAAAGCACAGAUGAUACUUUCUUGCUGCUUUCUGACCAUGUGUGGGAGCUAGAGCAGCGGGUGGCAGUUCUGGAGCGGCGACUGAUUGCGGUCGACCCGGUGCCUAGGGAGGAUCUUCGGCGAGAGAUCACAGGGAUCUCACGAGCCUUUUUCGGGCUGGCCGAUAGGGUAUCGGGCCUGGAGCUUCGUGUCACUGAGCUGGAGAACGUCUCUCAAGGACUCGAUUCGCCUCCACAAUCCGACAUUUCUUUCCUCUAUCUAUUCGCGGGAGAGUCUCGCCGGGCUGACUUGAAAUCAUUCCUGGCGGCUGCCUGCGAGAAAGCCGGGCUGUCAUUCCGCUAUCAGGAAGUUGAUAUCGGGGAGUCGGCUCCGGAUGUUCUUUCAGACUCUUUUUGGUUGAGAUUGCUCAAUCAAGUUCGACGACAUGAAUUCAAUCUUCUUUUCAUGAGCCCGCCAUAUUCUACAUUCAACCGGGCCACGUUCGUCAAUCGCACAGGACCACCGCCUCUGCGGAACUCGGACUGGCCGGAAGGUUUUCCCUGGCUAUCCGGUGUAUGGAAAUCCAGAGCAGAGGCUGGAACGAGUUUGGUGCGCCGGGUAUUGUCCUUAGCCACCCUGGCCACCAAUGAGCAUGUACCCUGGUUGAUCGAGCAUCCGGAAUUUUUGGGUGCUACAGCGGCUGGCACCCCUGCUUCAAUUUGGACUUGGGAAGAAGCUGUUCGUGUUUUCCAGGAGACUCGCGCCACUUCGGUGGCCCUUCAUCUUUGUGCCUUCGGCGCCGCUCAGAGGCGGCCGACACGAUUAGCUGGAACCUGGCACGGUCUACGAUCGGUUGGUGUGGCCGGUUGGCCGCGACUCGACCCUCAGCAGCACUAUCGAGGGCCGUUGUCUCGCAAAUGCGGGCAUGCACAUGCCCCUCUCAUCGGUACCGACGAAAAUGGUCAUUUUCUCGCCGGGCCGGCUGCUUACCCUUCGGGCUUCUGUGAAGCGCUGGCCAGUAUUGCGGUUCUCACCUUCAGGCAAAGAGUGUCCUCCGAAUCGGUGUUGGGGGAGGGGCAAGCUCGUUCUUCAGACACUCUUGAGAAUGCGACUUCGACAGCUGUGGUCCACCAGGCUGAAGCUCUGGCACUGCGUUUGCAACACUCGGCGGUCUCGAAGGAGUCUUUACUUCAGAUCUUCGACUUACUUCCCGGCGAAGAAUUGGCCCGAGAUGGAGUCACUUGGCAGGAUUCGAAAUCUUUUGCUGUCGGGGCUUAUGCCGUGGGCGGAUGGUCAUGUGCAGACUCCGACGAUCCUCGUCGGUGCCGGUGGUUUGCCGAGCGGAUCAAACCUGAAGAUGCUCCUCUCUUCUUUAUGGCGGGGGAGUCUUACCGUUCCAUAGCAUCCCUCGAACUUCUGGCCACCAUGGUGGCGGUGUUGCUCUUCGCUCCUACGGGAGCGGGCCCUUCGCGGACAGUCUGUUCAGCGGGGACAGACAAUAAGGGCAAUUCGCACAUUGUCUCGCGUUGGCUCACGACUUCAUUUCCAUUGGUGGCCGUAUUGAUGGAAUUAACUGCUGUGCUCCUUGAGAAGUCGUGCAUGCUCGAGCUCACAAGGGCACCACGCCUUCAGAACAUGCUGGCUGACUCUCUGACUAACGGGGAUUUCAAGCAGUUCGAUCCAAAGCUGAGGUUACGAUUUUCAUUUGCCGAAUACCAAGGUCUGGUUCUCAGGCCUCUUUUGCAAGCGGGCUCUGCAUUGUACGGUGAGAUUGCUGAGUGGAAAGAGAAGCGGGGUCCCAAGUCCCUGGGCGGAGCGUCCAAGAACACGCCUGCAUCUCAACAUGCAAGCUCCGCAGAUGCGAGGGUUGCAGCACGUGCUGCCGGUGCUGCGGGAGCUAACUCCCAGGUCCUGAACACCAGCACAGAAGGCGAGCUUGCCGAAGAGCACUCGCCUCUGCAGAAGGCACCACCAGAUAUCGAGGCAGGCUUUGUACAGCAGCCAGCCUUGGUUGCCGUCAAGCACCAUUGCUUUUGCACCGCAUCUUAUGAUACCUUUAAAGUGUGGCUGGAGGACAACGGAGUCGCGGUUCUGAUUUCCCACCGUGUCGCCGCCGCCAGCUCACUUCAGCACUGCAUUGUUGUUCCCGGCCGUCUCCUCCAUGUCAGGUUCCCCGUAGGACAAGGACGUCAGGCUCGUCAUGUCGACGUAGCGUGCUGCUAUCAAUGGAGUUGGGACGCAGAUCCUGCCAAACAGAGGCUUGACAAGAGGCUUUCAUACUGGCGAAGGCUCAACACUUUUGUGCAAGGCCUUCCGGCCCGAAAUGUCAAAUGCAUCGGUGGCGACUUCAAUUGUGCACUGAAGGCCCAGACGAAGCACAUCGGCACAGGGCUGCAUGCCUCUGACUUUGUUUAUCCGGAUUCCAAUGAUUUUACCCAGACCAUGAUUGCUGCCAACCUUUGUGCCCUCAACACUUGGGGUCCCAGCAAGGCUGCCUACACAUACCGCCUCGACGGCCAGUGCCCGAAGAGGAGUCAGAUAGAUUUCAUCUUUGCAUCCUUGCCGCAAACCGAUGCGCAGGCUAAGCAAGCCUGCACGGAUCGUGCCAUCAACUUCGCACCUUGGCGAGGACUCGACUCCUUGAGGCUAUCCGGUGCAAGGCCCACAACACCGGAGGACGUUAAUGCAGUCCUCUUGGGUCAACUGAUCUCGCCCGAGGCUGAACAUGAUGCCAUCAUACAGUACUACACUGGAGUUUUCAGUCGCGACGUGGGCGCGCGUUCCCGCCGGGAUCCGCUCCACCUGAGCUUUGGAAGAGGAGGCUUGCUAAGUAUCGACAUGAGCAAGGCGUUCGAUUACGUGAGCCAUUCGUACCUCGCGUCCUCGUUGAGGCACUUAGGCAUUCGCGAGGACACCGUGCAGCUGGAAGCAGGGAUGCAUGUCAAUUCCGAUAAGUCGUCACUCCUUCUCCGCUCCUCCGGCAGCACCCUCGCGAAGUGGGUCAAGGCGCGUACUUUCAGGCGCCGCGACCAAAAGUUCAUUCGACUUGGCACGCCCUUUCAGCCGAUUGAUGUCGCGCUAGCCAACACCAUCCCCUACUUAGGCACCGUCAUGUCUUUUGAUGCAUUCGAAACCCGGACAGCGGACCUGCGCAUUCGUCAGGCAAAAGCCGCCGUAGCCCGGCUUAGCCGAGUCCUUUUCAAGAAGCAAGGCAACCCCCGGAAGGAGGACAAUGAGUCCAUCGAAGUCAUUUUCCAGAAGUUUGGGUACACUGGUAUUGACGCUUUCCUUCUAGUGGCUUCAAGUCACACCUGCGUAGAACUCACGCUGAUCUAUGGGCAUCCCACUCUGAUCUUCUUGCCGAAAUCAAGCAUCAUCAUCGGCUCAAAUACCGAGGGUCCCAACAUGACGACGCCGGCAGCGUUAGUCAAGGAGAUGUUCGAUGGGAAGGGCACCGGCUACCGCCCGGACAAGCGCAUCCGCGAGGACACCGACAGCCAGAACUGGUUCCCGAACGCAGAGGACUACCAGCUCACCGACCAGAUAUCGGGGGAGGAAGUCCGUCGCCUGCUGGCCAUCCUAACCCGCCUUUGUCUGCGACAGGAGGACGACAUCGCCGCCACACGGGCAGACAGCGCCUUCCUUUUCUACAUGGAGACCAAGCCGGAGAUCUGCAUGAAGGCAGGCUGGAUGCAGGAGACGACGAACACGACCCCAUGCUGGACUUACGCGAAGUGGGACAGCGAAAAGAAGGUGAGCAUAGUGGACACGAGCAAAACACCGGUGGCCCACUCGAAGAUCCUCGACGCUGUAGCGCACAGCUUGAAAUUGCUCGGAGAUUCGAGCCUGAUACAUCGAUUCAGGGCGACCCGCCCACUCGCAGAGACUUACGAGUCCAACAUCCUCACGUUUCUGAUGCUUGUGAGCAACAGGGGCCAGGAGGCAGAAAAUCUCUUCUCCACGAUGGCCCUCCUGACAGAUUGCAAUGCCACCCAGCUUAUGCGCACCCGGUUUGCCAAGGAGAGACUUCGUCGCCAGCCGUUGGCACAGAUUCUUCAGCGCGAGGCGUACAACCUCCUCAGAGCAACGAAUCCGCACAGCAGCAACUCCAGCGGCCAUGCCUAG
Messenger RNA from Symbiodinium sp. CCMP2592, 5364 nucleotides. The record is from the annotation of a GenBank genome assembly. Lineage: Eukaryota; Dinophyceae; Suessiales; Symbiodiniaceae.